GUAAAUGAAGAUCUUAGGGAGCUUUAGUAUCUCUGUCAGCAUUUCUACCCCUAUUAAAACCAGCACUUGGAGAGAGUCGAAUCCGACAACCGAUCCAAUAGUAGGGAACAAGAAAACGCGAACUUGAGUCUUGACGCUAGUCUCGAACUGCACGAGUUUGAGCGGUAGAUGCGGCACACACAUCUGUUUCACAAAAGUACUGCGGACCUUUGAUUAAGUGCACUCUUUACUCGUCUAUAUCCAGCAAACUAACGCUAUCUGUGUCAACACGUGAACCUCCUCGAGCCCCCUCGCUGACCGUUGUUGUCAGCACACUUACGUUUCAUAUAUUAAGCGAGUCUUAGUUGAAAGACACGGUGACCAACAAGGAAUGUCUCGGUGGUGUCUCCUAGUCCGACCGUCUUCGUUAACUGCGAGCGCUGCGAACACAUCGAUACGCAACGUGGGACUCUUCCGUCGACAUGCCUCCCGCAACCACGAGCGAGAUGGUGUUUCGAUAUUUAACAAGAGGAUGGGUUUUCAGCGCGGCUUCUAAAGACCCAGCAAUUUUCGAGUGUCGUGGAAAACGAAUCGGUUCGGUGACGAAGCAAUCCUACGAAUGUUACAGACGCCGGAAAAGACGAAGAUUGUCCAGAUUCGAUAAGCGACCGUCAAGGGCCCCCUCUCUGUUUUUUCUUGACCUUUUGUACCCUUCGGCUUCUUGUCCAUCCACACGUUGUCCACCCUGUGUCCGCUGUCAAGAACACUGGAUUGUCACCUCCCGGUCCCGUGGAAAGCAAGACUUCCUCCACAUCCAGGGUGUACAGACACCCUGGAGGUUCCCGCGAUAUGUCUGGCAAAAUAUCAUCGCACUUGCUUUUCUCCGUUUCGAAAUCCGCGCCGACCCGUCAAGAAGCGAAGAGUUUCGUGUCGCUUUUCUCGCGCGGCCGGCUGCCGUUGUCUGUGGGUUUUCGUCUGCUUUCUUCUCGGUCUCGCGUCCCAGUUCCGUCCUCCUGAUCACAAUGUGCAAGUGCAUGGGUGAGUUUUCGGGUGUCUCAUCUCCGCUCGACCUCUGA
Molecule: messenger RNA, 1055 nt
Organism: Toxoplasma gondii ME49
Lineage: Eukaryota; Apicomplexa; Conoidasida; Eucoccidiorida; Sarcocystidae
Exons: 3
Coding region: 462-1055 (197 amino acids)
Source: RefSeq, a predicted model, not a curated record